Molecule: messenger RNA, 994 nt
Organism: Aspergillus ibericus CBS 121593
Lineage: Eukaryota; Fungi; Ascomycota; Eurotiomycetes; Eurotiales; Aspergillaceae
Product: FAD-dependent oxidoreductase
Exons: 2
Molecular function (GO): monooxygenase activity
Source: RefSeq, a predicted model, not a curated record
CGGAAGCAUCUGCCGCAACCACCCGGCGGAGACCACGAAUACACCAUCUACGAGGCAUACAACACAGAUGAGAAUACCACCUUUCGCGAGCACCAGCCGCAAGACACCCACUCAUCGAGCCUUAUCGUCGGUGGUGGUCUCGGCGUCGCGCCCAACGGACUACACGUCCUCGAGCGCCUCGACCCAGAUCUACUACACGACGUAGUCCAACGAAGAUACAUGGUAGACCACAGCAACCUGAGAACCAAACACGGCCACUUGCUCAUGAGGUUGCCCUCCUCUGGAACCUGUCCAUCAUCCAACCGCUACUCCCCGACACAUCCCCUCGGAAUCAGUCGUCACGCCCUCUGGCAGGGUCUACGUCGCCGCAUCCCCGACGCCAUUAUCGUCAACAAACGCGUAUCCAGCGUAACCGCCAACCCGACAGGCCCCAACACCAUCACCUUCACAGACAACAGCCCCCCCAUCCACGCAGACCUGGUCAUCGGCGCCGACGGCCUCAAAAGUAUCGUCAAACAGGCCUUAUUUCCAGAAUCAACCGAAGAUCCCUACCCUCCCCACUACGACGACUUCCCCCUCAUCCCCCGCGGCUCCAUGACCUUCCUCUUCAGCGGCACCGGUUUCUUCGGGUACUUCUACGCCACCAGCUCCCCUACCGCGCCCUAUCGGUCCUCCCUACACCACAUCUCCCCCCCCCCAGGCGACACCCUAGCGUGGUGGACCACCUACUCCCUCCCUACCCCUACCCCAACCCCUAACCACCCACCUCCGUACCCGAUACGCAUCCUGGACCGACCCAGUCGUGCAACACAUCCUCCCCACCCUCUCCGUGGAAAAUAUCUGGCCGGUAUGCACGUCCCCGUCUCUACCGACCUGGGAUCGCGACGGGGUGGUGCUAAUCGGCGACGCGGCGCAUACCCUCCCUUCUACGUCGGGACAGGGAUGUUCGAUGGGACUAGAGGAUGGGGAGGCUUUAGCUCUCUUCUUAACACAU